AGCGUGCUUGACGGCUUGAUUGGUUGCGAGAUAGCAAAAUGGCUGCUGAUGAAGUUGAGGGUGUUCGUGGUGCGGCAAUUGAUAUUUUACAUGAAAAACUUGAAAAGGCUAAAGAAAGUCUGCAUGAUGUGGACGAGAACAUACGAAAAUUUACUGGAAGAGAAUUCGGGGAGAGAAGUACUGGCAGAAUAACAGAUCAGCGAAAAGUAUCUGUUGGUGGUGGACUUAGUGGACCUCGACCGAGAAAUAGAGGUGCUGGACCGGGACCAAUGGGGACGAGUCAUUAUCCUUCCAUUUCGGAACACAUGAUGAUACGCGAGAGUCAACCCUCUUGUGGGGUUAAUGGGAGAGGUUUAGGACCUGCUAUACAGUCCUCAGUUGUAGCACCUACAUCAAUCACUCGCACCAGGAAGGACUCGAUUGAAGACCAGGGCCAGGACUCCAAGUCCACUGCUAGGAAUCGUCGUAUGUUUGGCCUUCUUCUAGGAACCCUUCAAAAAUUUAAGGAUGAUUCUGUACAGAAGACAGACAAGGAAAAACAACGGCAGGAAAUCGAGCAGAAACUGGAUGCCAGAGCCAAGAAGGAGAAGCAAGAGAUAGCCAAUGAAAGACGAGAGCUGUUUAUGGAGCGACGCAACAAACAGAAGGAGCUGGAGAGAUUGGAAGAACUGAUGGAAAUUGCCAAGGAACAAGUGAUGUGGGAUAAGCACAGUGAAACAUUGGGUGGCUUCAUCCAAACGAAAGCUAAGCCGCCACUGUUCUAUCGCCCUCGCAAAAUGAUGCAGGAUGAUGACAAGAAAUUAGCAUCAACAAAGAAGAAGCUAGCAGAGAUGGCUAGCAAAAGGAGGGAAGCCAUCGAAGAAGAUAUUCGAACAUUUGAGGGGUUUGGCAAGCAGCGGGGUGAAGGCAAGAGUGAGAAGGAAAAUGAAAGAAAGCGGGAAAAAAGUGAGCCAGAGAAAGAUGGAAAGACAAAGAGGAGAAGAGAUAGUGAGAGGGAGAAAGAAGGAGAUAGGCGUAAAGAGAGAGAGAAACGUAGAGAUAGAGAUGAACAUCGUGGAAAAGAGAGAGAUAGAAGUAGAGAUGAUGAAAGGAAACGACGGAAGGAGAAGAAAACAAGUGAUUUAGAAAAAGAGAAGCAAUCCUCAAAGAAAGAUGAUGAGCUAAAGAAAGAGAAUGAGUCGAAGAGUGAUAGCGUAAAUGGAGAUGUAGGAAAGAAAAAGGAGGAUAAUAAUGACGGUAGAGUAGAAGAUGAAGUUAGUAAAGAAAAACCAAAUACAGUAGAGAAACAUAGUGAUGAAAUCAAGGAGGAAAAAGAGGAUGUGAGUUCGAUGGAUACAGAAAAUGCAGAGGAAAUUAAUGCUAACAACGGUAUUGUAAAGGAGGUUGCUGAAGAUAAAGAAGGGGAAGACAAAUUGGAUGAAAAUAAAAUGGAGACUGUUGUAGUGGAUGAACAAGCAAGUGCAGCAGAGUCACCUAAGGAGAAUUUAUAGAUAAGAUAAUGAUGAUACACCACCUUUUAUCCCUCUACUGAAUUGUGGGAUAUUCUAGACUCUGUACAUUUGUACAAUCAUAUUUUUAUUACUUAAUCUUUGUUUUCCUCCUGACAGAUCCAAUCCUCCCAAGCUUAUGACAUUGAUGCUAAAAUAAUUGUGACUAAUAUUUUUUUCAAGUUGAAUGGCCUUGGAUUAAAGUAUUUUAGUGUAAACACUCCUCACUCAAAUAAUUAGAAGCAGGCAACAUAUGCCAUUGUAGGAGAUGUUAUCAUUCCAUCAUCUUUUCCAAAAUGAUUGAUUAUGAUUGAGCAUGAAUACCAAGCUCAAAUACUAUAAUUACAUAUAAUGGAUAUCUAAAUACUGAAUUAUUAUUGAAUGCUUUGAGGUCACAUAAAUUUGUAUGUCAAGUGGAAUUAUUAUAACCGAUUUCCAUGUUUAUAAACUCGAUAACCUCUGUGUUAUCUGACAGUUGGUCUCCAGAGCUAGUUAUAUCAACAGAUAAUUCACUUAAAAACUUUGAUUUUUUGCAGCCAUUCUUGGUAAGUAUAUUAUCACUUUUGCAUGUAAUUGAAAGGUUGAGAUUAUUCGUACAAACAGUUACCUGUUGGUAAAGAAAGUCAAUGCUAAUAUUUUCUGGAUUCGUUGUCAUUAAGUUUAAUUGUUUUCAUUAAACAUAAAUGAAUAUCUAACUACAAUAUUAUUUGAAGAUUGAUGUCGUAACUUUUUGUGGCUGCAUAGUUUGACAUCAACCAAAUGUGUGUUUAUAAAUCAAAGUAAACAAUUAUUCAUUAACUGGUUAUAGACUACAUGGUUCGCGCAAAAUACAUACAAAUGAAUGAGUAAUUUCACGAAAGAAACAUCUUUAUUAAUUGUGGACUACAGUAUUUUCAUUUAAUUUAUUGGUGUGUACAAGGCGGAACCGGCCAACACUGUGCAUCUAUCCAGGCACAAAUGACACUACUGGCUAAACAGCCAACCAAGGAUAGAUCAAGAUGUGCUUGAUGCGGGCUCAAUUAUAAGCUAUCACAUAAACUUGUGAGAUAACCACUCAGAGUUGAUUAACAAAAUUCAUAGUUUGUAGAUGAUCGCGUGUGUAACCACUCUAAUCUUAUUAACGUAAUUCCGGUUGAAUGGCGGUAUUUGUGAUGUGUAAAACAACGGCACCGUUAGCAGCCUUCAGUUAAAUCUUCAGCUCAAGUUGUUUCUGAAUUUUUACAUAUCUGAAUCUAAUUAACAAGUCCUGAAUAAUUUACGCAUGUUCUAAUUUGUUGAGUGUUUUGUAACAUUUAUAAACAGUUACGCGCGAGUUGACAUGUCGUUGCCAACAGUUGGCUGUUUGCAUCUUUAUUUUAAAAGUACAGUAAUUUU
Messenger RNA from Anneissia japonica, 2861 nucleotides. Its product is annotated as pinin-like. The record is from RefSeq and is a predicted model, not a curated record. Bases 39 to 1490 code for a protein of 483 amino acids. The transcript has 8 exons. Lineage: Eukaryota; Metazoa; Echinodermata; Crinoidea; Comatulida; Comatulidae. Gene Ontology annotation, cellular component: catalytic step 2 spliceosome.